UCUAGAGAUAGAAAACAUUAGGGUUUGGCUUCACUCGCUGUGCCGCGCCGCUGCUCUCUGCCUCCCUGUUCACGCGUCGCCGUUCGUCGUUUCCCGCUCUCCCCCGGCGACGCUCCUUCGAGGUCAGUUCUUCUGCCUGCUAUUUCAUGUCUAUCGCGUCGUCCCCUGUUCCCUCGUCCGAUGCCGAGCGCGAGCUCGGUCCCGGCAGUCGGGGUUCCGUGGCCCAGGGCGACCGAUCGGAGCAGCCGGGUUCUCCGUCCCUCGAGGAGGUCGCGGUUGUUGAGGUGCCCGGGGUUAGCGACCAUCGCCUCCAGAGGCGCACCUUGCUCGUGGACUCGCUCAUUCGCGAGUGCAAGUGCGACUUGUCGAGUGACGAGUUUCUCAGGGCGAUGCGCUACGCCGGCCCCCUUGUCAAUGUCCGUCGCCCUUCCCCGGAUGAGUCCGUCUUCGACGCUCCUCCGGGCUACUUUGCCGUCCAUCUCAAGUCCCUUGAGAGCGGCUUCUGCUUCCCUUUGGAGUCCUUGGUCACCGACUUUUUCAAACACUUUGACUUCCUCCCGUGUCAAUUGGUGCCGAACUCGCACCGGUACUUGGCGGGGUUCUUGAUCCGCUGUCGGGAGACGGGUGUGCGGGCCGACCUUGAGCGCCUACUGACCCUGUUCCGAGUGGCGAAGUCUUCCGGGUCGGAUGGGGGUUCUUUUGCCGCCCUCUGCCAGCGGCAAGAGAGACUUUUUAGAACGAAGAAGGAAUCCAACAGGACUUGGAAGUCCAAGUUUGUUUUCGUCUCCGUGGGGGCGGCCUCCCCCUUCCGAGACACUCCCCUCAGCUCUUUUCGUAGACGGUCAAAACCCUUUGCCUCUUCCAAGGCUAUUGCUGACACGGACAAGUUGUGUUCGGGCGGCCCUUACGAGCCCGGGGUCUUAGUGAACGACGAAGCUCUCGCCAAGCUCGGGUUCGUCUUCCAUGAUGAAGACGAGCCCAAACGCCGGGUCGUCCAGAGUCAGCUUGAGGAGGGGCCAUCAGGUGAAAUCAUGCUCUCCGCAGCCGAUCGGAAGAAGCUGUUUAAGUCUAAGGCGCGCGCGGAGUCCAGCCAAGAACGGCCUCCGCUCCCAACUCCCGCACCGUCUGCCGAGCAUGCCCAGGCGAGGAAGAAGCGCAAGGAGGUGAGCUCCUCGGCGGAAGGGGCUUCGCUGAGCGGGGCGAGGUCUCCACCCUCGCGCUCGGUGGACUGCGGGAACCCGGCCUUCGUGAAGGUAGCGUUCCCCCUCAAACCUUCGUUCUUGCAUGGGGACUAUGAGCCUCGCCGUUUUCUGCAGAGCUUCAUCCCUCCGCCAGACCGAAUGGAGAUUAGUUCGGCCGCCAUGCAGGACCUCGCCUCCACUCUCUUGCUCGAGUUAGGCUCGGUGGCCAUGCGCGCCCCAGAGCUGGUGGAGCGCUUCGAGUGGUAUGUGGCGGAGAAGGCCAAAGGCGAAGAGGAGCUUCGGAGGCUGCAGGAGCGCGUGGCUGGCCUCGAGGGGAAGCUCACCGAUGCGGAGGAGCGGGCUCGAGUUGCGGAGCAGGCCCGCAUUGCUGCUGAGGAGAAGGAAGCCGAGCAUGUAAUUGAGGCCUUUCAGACCUCCCCCGCGUUCGAGGAGGCGGCUCUCUCCCGCAUGGACGAUCUCUUGAAGGUCUGGGCUCAAACUCCCGCCGGCCAGCGUCUCCUUUUCAAGGAGGGGCAAGCCAAUUACUCCAUGGGAUUGCACCGGGCUCAAGAGGUUCUGCUGGAGCGGAUCCGAGAUGGGAAGGAGCUCCCGAAGCCAUGCGAGAACCCUGAGGAGUUUGACUCAUCCAUCUACUACUCCGAAGGCGAGGAUGCCACUGGUGGGGGCGAGGACACCGCCAGUAACUGAGCGCGGCUGUCCCACCGAUGAACUCCACCCUUAUUUCUUUUUUUGAUGUAAUGUUCUUGCGCUUGAAUAAUGUAUUUUGCACUGU
Molecule: messenger RNA, 1974 nt
Organism: Cuscuta campestris
Lineage: Eukaryota; Viridiplantae; Streptophyta; Magnoliopsida; Solanales; Convolvulaceae
Source: the annotation of a GenBank genome assembly